Lutzomyia longipalpis is the source of this 1743-nucleotide messenger RNA. RefSeq lists its product as uncharacterized. Gene Ontology annotation, molecular function: DNA-binding transcription repressor activity, RNA polymerase II-specific; RNA polymerase II cis-regulatory region sequence-specific DNA binding. Gene Ontology annotation, cellular component: nucleus; transcription repressor complex. NCBI's taxonomy places the organism in Eukaryota, Metazoa, Arthropoda, Insecta, Diptera, Psychodidae. The record is from RefSeq and is a predicted model, not a curated record. Gene Ontology annotation, biological process: negative regulation of transcription by RNA polymerase II; regulation of cell cycle process; neuron differentiation. The transcript is spliced from 3 exons. The coding region runs from base 1 to 1704 and encodes 567 amino acids.
AUGUUUUCCUAUCAAUCCCUACAAGUGGCUCCUGUUGGAUCCUACGUGCCCCCUGUUCCGUAUCGUGCAAGUGAAGCCCAGGCUCCUUUGGAUUUAUCCUUGCGAUCUUCUGCACCUAUAACACCCCCUUCGACGCCGUCGCCUCCGCGAAAAAGACUCAGAGCUCCAGAUAUUGAGCAACAGUCAAAUAAUGAGGAUUUGGAUACAUUGCCAGAAGAUUUCUGGCGUCAUAGAUUUGGAUAUUUUGACGAAGAGAGCCUUCGUCCAAUUCUCGGCAAUGGGACCCUAAGUAAUAGACUCCUCAAAGCUUCCACAUUUGUUGAUUAUUUUCUACAAGACAAUCCUAAAUCUACUAAAGAAGAUUCAAAUGAAAUCGCUGAAGAGGAAGAAGUGUUUGUGGAUAUAACCAGCCCAGAUGAAAACGACAUGCAACUUCCAUCAGAUGAACCUUCUGAAAAUAUUCUAACCGACGAUGAAGAAGAACUAAGUCUGGAUGAUAAGUCCGACUCUAUAAUUGAUGUGUGUGAUUCAGUGCCAUACAUUCAGGAAAUUGGCAAUUACCCAUCUAAACCCCCUGAAAAUGUGGAUGAUGAGGAAACAGACGAUGAAGAUCAGGAGCAAAUGGGAAUCCUGGAUAAGGGGAAACUUUGCUUUAAAAAUGAAACAUAUCACAAUCAAGCCAUACAAGGAUUUGCUAAACUUUUCGAAAAGACUUUUGAAAAUCUACCCGAAGAUUCGGAAGUGUUAAAAAUGCACGGAGAACCUUCACAGAGUGCCCAUCAGGCCACUGUUGGUGCUAAAAGUGAAGUCAAGAAACGGAUAAAGUUGAGGAAGACAACCCUCGAUGAGGACAACACGAGCCCAGUUUCAGGGACAAUCAUUAGGAAAUUGCGUGACGACGAAGAGCUCGUGGUGCGAAAAGGGGAUAUUGAUCCUGCCUUCAAUGUUGUGGAAAUCACAGAAGAAGCCCAGCGCCUAAUUGCAAAGAUCGACAACAAAAUUGGUUCCUACAUUUGUCAAUUGUGUCGCAUUAUGUACGAUGAUGCAUUUCAAUUGGCCCAGCAUAGGUGCUCUAGGAUUGUCCACAUUGAGUACCGAUGUUCUGAGUGUGAUAAAGUUUUUAACUGUCCAGCUAAUCUUGCAUCACACAAGAGAUGGCAUAAACCACGUAAUAGUAGUGGAAGUCCAGUUAAAAAGUCAGUAACCACAUCAGCAGCAAAGGUGCCAAAAAGUCAGCCUUUGGAAAACUCAGCUCCUCCUUUGACUUCCACUUCUGAGAUUAAUGGAACCAUGGACCAAACGCAAGAAGCAAACUUCCCAUGCCCUCUUUGUGGAAAAACUUUCCGGCGGCAACCUUACUUAAAGAAGCACAUGUUGUCGCAUCAGGAAAUUUAUCCAGACACUCAGAGUGCUUCAGCAACAACCAAUGGAGAUCCCCUUAUGAUCUACAAAAAGGCAACUUUUCCACUCCAACCAGCUCCUUCACGUCAACUGGGCUACGACUACUCUCGAUACUACAACCUCAAUCCCAUGCCCUUGGAUGACAAGACGAGGUUUCCAUCAUUCAGUCAGCUAUACUAUCAACAUCGUGAAAGAUACUCUUCUGCCUUCCAAUUUGUUCGCAACCAAGCGUUCGAGGCAUUUAAUCUCAAGAGAUCUUUUGGUGGAAUUACAUCCAACAUGAUACUGCCACCGGAUAAAUGACAAAGGAUUCUUAGGCCAGUUCCACGACUGGCCACAUCU